Molecule: messenger RNA, 1052 nt
Organism: Nicotiana tabacum (common tobacco)
Lineage: Eukaryota; Viridiplantae; Streptophyta; Magnoliopsida; Solanales; Solanaceae
Source: RefSeq, a predicted model, not a curated record
GCUAGGUAUAAAGCCACCUAGUUUGAGCUGUGUUCUUCAGUAGAAUUGGAGUCAUGUGUCUGUCUGUUUCUUCCAUCACAUGAAACAUAUAGAAUAUGAAGUCCGCAAUAUUUAGUCUUUCUCAUUCUCAGGAUUAAACCCAUUCCUAUUGAAUCUCUUUCAAACAUAUGGUUGUUCAUCACCAUUCUUGGUUCCAAAUAGAUAACAUCACAGACCAAGAUUGAGACCCCUAUUGAGUCCCCUUCAAGGCAUUUAUAGCUAAACCAACUAUUCCAAUUAGUUUACUGCUUCACUUAUGAGCUGCUAGCACUCUUUGGCUCAAUUUUCUAGAGAUUGAUCAGUGAAACAAGCUGAUAUGAGUAUGAGUGAACGAUUUGGUUCAGAAAGAUCAAAACCGUGGAACAUCCACUCAAUUUCAGAACCUAGUCCUUCCCAAACACAAGUUAACAGACAAGGACAAUGGAAGAACUUUGGGACAUCAAUGGAUGCCAUUUCUUUUGGUUUUGUUGCUACAGCUAUCCUCAUAUCCAUGUUUCUCAUUAUGGCCAUAUUUGAACAUCUCUUCAAGCCUAGCCCCCCCUUCUCUUCAGCUCAAGAUAGUAGAAACAGUUCCUUGGAGUUGGGCUCGAUUCAGAAACGUGCAAGUUCACAAACAGUAGAAACACCAUAUCCGUCAGAUUACACAGUUUUGAUGCCAGGACAACAGUAUCCUACCUUCAUUGCCAAGCCAACUCCACUGCCUUGUCCAAGGGAAGGGGUUUAUUGGCCUUCCCAUGGACAUAGUUUCCCCUUCUCUUAAUGAUUCUAAAAGACUAGUUAAUUUUUUUAUCAUAUAUUUAAAUCCUCAAAAGAAUAUUUAUGUAAUCUUAAAAAAUUUCACCAGUUCCAUAAUCUAGCACUCUGUUACACUCCUCUGACAUGUAAAUUAGCUGUCGGACGAAAACUGAAGUUUUGCACAUUAGGAAGAAGGAAAAUUUGGGGUGAUGUUGGAUUGUUUUGGUGUAACAUAAAUUCGUUUUUUCCCGUCUAUUGACUGAGUUCCCCUUUUUAGU